Molecule: messenger RNA, 1002 nt
Organism: Penicillium cataractarum
Lineage: Eukaryota; Fungi; Ascomycota; Eurotiomycetes; Eurotiales; Aspergillaceae
Product: D-mandelate dehydrogenase-like dehydrogenase
Exons: 6
Coding region: 1-1002 (333 amino acids)
Cellular component (GO): cytosol
Molecular function (GO): hydroxypyruvate reductase [NAD(P)H] activity; glyoxylate reductase (NADPH) activity; NAD binding
Source: RefSeq, a predicted model, not a curated record
AUGCCUUCUCAAGCUGCCCUCCUCAUUGGAGGCAUCACCCACGCGCGCAAGGAGUGGGAGGCUCUGUCUUCUAUUUUGACGCUGAAGGAAUUCCCCAGUGGCACCCGUGAAGAAUUUAUCCAGAACUGCAAGUCAGGACUGUACGACGACGUGGUCGCAAUUUACCGCUCCAAUACUUCCAACAAGUAUACUGGCAACUUUAACGACGAAUUGCUCUCGGUGCUGCCAAAGUCGGUUCGCUACAUCUGCCAUAAUGGCGCUGGUUAUGAUAAUCUGGACAUUCCCGGUUGCACUAAGAGGAAUAUUGCUGUUUCCAGCACGCCCGUGGCUGUAAAUAACGCUACUGCCGAUGUUGGCAUCUUCCUGAUGAUCGGUGCUCUGCGCCAAGCUUACGUGCCUAUUGCUGCUAUUCGUGCUGAAUCUGCGACAGGUACGUGGCAAGGCGAGACUACCAUUGGCCAUGAUCCCCAGGGCAAGGUCCUCGGUAUCCUGGGUAUGGGUGGCAUUGGACGGGAAAUGGCUACUCGGGCCAAGGCCUUUGGCAUGAAGAUCCAAUACCACAACCGCACUCGUCUCCCCGCCGAACUCGAAGCCGGCGCCACCUAUGUCUCCUUCGACGAGCUCCUCGCCAACUCGGACGUCUUCAGUCUGAACCUGGCACUGAACCCUUCCACCCGACACAUUAUCGGCGCCACCGAGUUCAGCAAGAUGAAGGAUGGUGUAGUUAUUGUCAACACCGCGCGUGGUGCGUUGAUCGAUGAGAAUGCGCUGGUCGCUGCUCUGGAUUCCGGCAAGGUGCGCUCUGCUGGUCUGGACGUGUACGAGGAAGAGCCCAAGGUUCACGCCGGUUUGUUGAGUAACCCCCGGGUUAUGCUGCUGCCGCACAUUGGUACGAAUACCUACGAGACACAGAAGGAGAUGGAGAUUUUGGUGUUGGAUAACUUGAAGUUGGGAGUUGAAAAGGGAGAGUUGAUUACACAGGUGCCCGAGCAGAAGCGAUAG